ACGUCAUCCCGCCCUCUUCUUGCCAGGCACUGGGCCAGCCGCUUGAGGCACACGCAAUCCUCCAGCCACCCGGGCAGCAUUACUGAACCACAGUGCAGACCAGAUUACUGAGGGUCAGAAGGCGAGUCACUGGCCCUGAAGUCCAGCAGAGCCUACAGACAGUGGGCAGUGGAAGGAUCUAACAUUCCCCGAGCAUCCACUAAGGCCGAGCACCUCCAUCCAACAGCCAUCCUUGGGGGCAGGUGCUAGUGCCUGCUUUGUGCAUUGUGCAUCAUGCAGGAAACCCUGACCUGGAGAAAAGCAGCUUCCUCAAGGCCCCAGGUGCAUCUAGGCUGGAGAGACACCCCGGGCUGCCUGCCUCCAUGAGAUAGCGGAACAGGUGGAUAAUUUACUAAACCUCUUCUGGCAGCCAGGCGCGAUAAAGACGUUAGUUCAUUUAAUCUUUUUAACAUACUUGGAGGUGGAUAUUUUUCUCUCUGCUUGAGAAAAGCUCAGAGAGGUGACACGACUUGCCUGUGGUCACACAAGAGAGCCAAAGUUGAAUCUGGCUGACUCUACAGAUGCUUUAAAUAGCCUUGCCAGAGGCUCUCAAACUUGACCAUGAUCAGAAUCACCCUCCCGGUUUGUUAAAACUCAGACUGCUGGACCCCAGCAGUCUACAGCAGGCUGAGAAUCUGCAUCUUCGACAGAUUUCCAGGUAAGGCUGAUGCUGCUAGACCAGGCAACACACUUUGAAAAUUACUGGUCUAUAGUGAUUCUCCCAACAACCCUAGGCAGUAAGCCUUACUGUCCCCAUUUUGCCGAGGACGAAACUGACGUUCAGAGUGCUGGCGUAUCAAAGAUCCCACAGGAGACCUCUGGUAUACGAAAAUCCAAGGUGGUCUGGGAAAGGGGGACAUUCUAUAGGAGCAACCACCAGGUACCAGGACAUCCUGCCAUUCAGUCGCUUUCAUAAUCCUCCAAGAUAGAUCUCCACAUUUGUUUUACGCAAAUGAAAUGGGGGUGGGGAAGCUCAGUGAUUUGGCCCAAGUCCCCCAGAGGGGGAGUGUGGGCUAUUCAAACCCAAGCCAGACUCUUGAGUCUAGAGGGCACUUGACACCUACUGAGCGCCUACUGCAUACCAGAGGCUUCACACAGCCUCCAACUCCCCUGGCUGGUAGAUGGAGCAGGGGAUUUAUAGCCGGUCUUCUUGGAAGGGAGGUCCGGGGACGCCCUCAGUGCGCCCCUCCCGUAUCCACAGGUCGGCGCGCGGCAGCCAUGGUGAGCGAGUCCCCGAGGCCCGGCGCCGGGGUCCCCUGGCGGCGAAGCGACGAGGCGCUGCGCGUGAACGUGGGCGGCGUGCGGCGGCGGCUGAGCGCGCGCGCCCUGGCGCGCUUCCCGGGCACGCGGCUGGGCCGCCUGCAGGCCGCGGCGACGGAGGAGCAGGCGCGGCGGCUGUGCGACGACUACGACGCGGCGGCGCGCGAGUUCUACUUCGACCGGCACCCGGGCUUCUUCCUGGGCCUGCUGCACUUCUACCGCACCGGCCGCCUGCACGUGCUCGACGAGCUGUGCGUCUUCGCCUUCGGCCAGGAGGCCGACUACUGGGGCCUGGGCGAGAGCGCGCUGGCCGCGUGCUGCCGCGCGCGGUACCUGGAGCGGCGAGUGGCGCGGCCGCGCGCCUGGGACGAGGACAGCGACACGCCGAGCAGCGUGGACCCGUGCCCCGACGAGAUCUCCGACGUGCAGCGUGAGCUGGCGCGCUAUGGCGCGGCGCGCUGUGGCCGCCUGCGCCGCCGCCUCUGGCUCACCAUGGAGAACCCGGGAUACUCGCUGCCCAGCAAGCUCUUCAGCUGCGUCUCCAUCGGCGUGGUGCUCGCCUCCAUCGCCGCCAUGUGCAUCCACAGCCUGCCCGAGUACCAGGCCCGCGAGGCGGCGGCCGCCGUGGCUGCGGUCGCCGCCGGCCGCAGCGCGGAAGGCGUGCGCGAUGACCCGGUGCUGCGGCGCCUCGAGUACUUCUGUAUCGCCUGGUUCAGCUUCGAGGUGUCGUCGCGCCUCCUUCUAGCGCCCAGCACGCGCAACUUCUUCUGCCACCCGCUCAACCUCAUUGACAUCGUGUCCGUGCUGCCCUUCUAUUUCACGCUGGUGGCCGGCGCGGCGCUCGGCAACCAGGGCAGCGCGAGCGGCGAGGAGCUCGGCGACCUAGGCAAGGUGGUGCAGGUGUUCCGCCUCAUGCGCAUCUUCCGCGUGCUCAAGUUGGCGCGUCACUCCACCGGGCUCCGCUCCCUGGGUGCCACGCUCAAGCACAGCUACCGUGAGGUGGGCAUCUUACUGCUGUAUCUGGCCGUGGGUGUGUCAGUGUUCUCCUGUGUGGCCUACACAGCUGAGAAGGAGGAGGAGGUGGGCUUUGACACCAUCCCAGCCUGCUGGUGGUGGGGCACAGUGAGCAUGACCACUGUGGGCUACGGGGACGUGGUGCCUGUGACAGUGGCUGGCAAGCUGGCAGCCUCGGGCUGCAUCCUGGGGGGCAUCCUGGUGGUAGCGCUCCCCAUCACCAUCAUCUUCAACAAGUUCUCCCACUUCUACCGGCGCCAGAAGGCUCUGGAGGCUGCUGUGCGCAACAGCGGCCACCGGGAAUUUGAGGACCUGCUGAGCAGCGUUGAUGGAGUGUCGGAGGCAUCUCUGGAGACAUCCCACGAGACCUCCCGGGGGGGAAGGUCUGCAGACCUGCAGGCCCAGGCCCCCAGUGGGCCUCCAAAGUCUCAGAUUUAUUAAAACCAAGGUUCCAUGGGCCUCUUCCCACAUCCCUACAGUCAGCUGCAACAAAGCCGAGAUUCCUCCCCUGCUUAAGUCCUUCCUGGUGGCAUGCCCUCUCAGGGUUACUCACCCCAGCCUGAGAAAUGAGACCCAGAGGCUGGGUCCCUUCCGCCAAAGGUCCAGAGCAGGACAGUGUUACCCUAGAUUCUGUGAGCCUGGAGAACAACCCAGAGACCUUUAUAAAUGAACCUCCAGGCCAUCCGAGAAGCACGCAUGAGCCAAAGGGAGAAAGUGGAAAGGAGGCUAACAAUUCCUGAGCAUCUCCUCUCUCUUAGCUAUCUCACAUUUGGGCCUAUGCUGGAGGAUGAGAAUUAUCCCCAUUUCACAGAUGAGGAAACUGAGGCUCAGAGAGGUGCACUGACUUGCCCAAAUGUCACACAACCAGUAGUGGCACCAAGUUUGUAAUCUGGGUUGUUGCUCUGCGAAGACCAAUGUUCCUUCUGCCCUGUCUUCCUUCUGCCCUCACAAAGUUUGCAUGGGGUUUUAGGGGGUUCAUGGAUCCCCCAGAGUUGAUCUGUGGAGUUAGAACCCUCUGUCAGAGCUAGAGAAAGGACCAGACAGGGAAUUCAGAAGUAGGAGCCCAGGGGCCAGCCCAGUGGUGCAGUGGUUAAGUUUGCAUGCUCCGCUUCCACAGCCUGGGGUUUGCA
Molecule: messenger RNA, 3443 nt
Organism: Equus caballus (horse)
Lineage: Eukaryota; Metazoa; Chordata; Mammalia; Perissodactyla; Equidae
Gene: KCNS1
Product: potassium voltage-gated channel modifier subfamily S member 1
Biological process (GO): regulation of delayed rectifier potassium channel activity; protein homooligomerization; potassium ion transmembrane transport
Cellular component (GO): membrane; voltage-gated potassium channel complex
Molecular function (GO): protein binding; delayed rectifier potassium channel activity
Source: RefSeq, a predicted model, not a curated record